GGCGGGCGCAGCUGUGGCGUAGCGUUGUGAGAGUGGGGGUGCGUGGCCCGGAGCCCCCUCCCCCGCAGGGGACCAUGCCCUUGGGCGCACCAUGGCGUCGGCCAGCGACGACCCGAUCGCGUUCUGGCUGAAGCUGGGCGCGCUCGACAAGCUGGAGCAGGCGCUGCUCGACGGCUACGGGGACCAGCUGCGAGGCCGCUCUUCACGCAUCCCGCAGGUGGCCCGCUUCCUCAAGCAGGUGCCCGCCGUGCAGGCGCAGAUGGAGGAGAUGCACGAGGGCGCCAUGCAGGGCCGCCUGGAGGAGGUGCGCAACCUGGCCGAGGAGCGCCGGCAGCUGGCCUACUGCCGCGACCAGCAGGGCGCCAGUCCACUGCACAAGGCCGUGCUUUUCCAGCAGCGCGCCCUGGUCGCCUACUUUGUGCAGCACUUCCCCGCAGUCAUGCACACUAGGGACCACCAAGGCAGGACACCGCUGCACUACGCUUCCGUGCUGCAGGACAACGGAGAGGUCUACCGGAUGCUAAAGGCAGCGGGGUCCGACGAGAACGCCACCGAUGUUUACGGCCACACUCCGGACUUCUAUCUCGACGCCCCCGGCGAGCUGACACUGGAGCAGCUCAAAGAAGGCACCUCGUCCAGCCGCUCCAAGAAGGCCAAACAUCGCAGAAGAAAGUCGGGUGAAAACAGCACUGCCAGCGUCCGUGGGUACUCCGCAAAGCCAGCCGGCCUGAAGGUACAGAUCCGCGAGAUCAUCGGCCAGGGAAACCUUGAGGCCCUUGAAGAGCUUGUUCUUCACGGCCACGGCGAUCGGUUGCUGGGCGAGACCAGCCCGAACCCGGUCGUGCAGGAGUUCCUGGACAUCGUGCCCGGAUAUAUCGAGCAAAUCAGCGACGUGCACCGCGCCGUGAUCCGGGGCCGGCUGCGGGAGGUGCAGACGCUGAUGAGCCACCGGUCGCUUUCGCUGGCGCGGGACUCGAUGGGCGCCACGCCCAUCCACAAGGCCGUCAUGCACGGCCACGUGGACGUCGCCCAGCAUCUGGCCGAGAACUUCCGCGACUCGCUCAGUGCCAAGGACAUCGAGGGACGAACACCUCUUCACUACGCGGCCGCACUCAGAGACGGUCGGAAGAUGUACAACAUGCUCAUCGCAGCCGGUGCUCCGACGGCAAUCGUAGAUAGCAAAGGCAAGACAGCUGACUACUACCUGCAGUAUCCUGAGAAGCUAGGACUGGAACAAAUCAUCAAACGAAAUCAGCUGGCCAACGCAACACACCUCGGCAAUACUGUCAGCAGGCUCAAAGCCCUCGCGCCUCCCUAUAUCCAAAAGACCAUGGUGAAUAUGCACGAGAGGUACCAUCAUUCUAAUGGCGCUUUGAACGGCAACCACGAAGGGCAUCUGAACGGCGAUGAUGAGUCGGAAGGCUCCCAAGACACGGUCGAGGAUAAAGCUACCCAUCUAGCCAGCCAGCAAGAAUCGCUAAAGAAAGUCAUGAUGCGGACGAAGCCCAUAUUACCUCCGGUGAUAUUGCCACGCCUGGAGGUGAACUCCGCCAACAUCCGCAAAUGGAUCGACGAGCAGGAUCUUCAGAAGCUCGAGGGUGCCGUAUUCGAAGGCUACGGUGAGAGGCUCGCCAAGGAACCUUCAGUCCGGCACGAGCAGGUGGAGCAGUACCUAAGGAAGGACGUUCCGCGGCUGCUCGAGCGCAUCCAGGCCAUCCACCGCGCGGUAUCCGACGACGACGUGCGCGCCCUGGAGAGCCAGCUGCAGAGCCCCGACUACGCGUUGGCCAGGGACCACCUAGGCAUGACACCGCUGCACCGCGCCGUCGUCCUCGGAAGGCACGACGUGGUGCGGCUACUCGUCGACCGCUUUCCCGAGACCAUCAACGCCAGGGACAGGGAAGGACGCACGGCUCUGCAUUACGCGGCGGCCGCUUCCCGGAGAAGCGGUCGUGCGGACAUGUACAGACUACUCUUGCAGAAUGGCUCAGACCCAAGGAUCAGGGACAACAGGGGCAAGUCGUCAGAAUUCUACAAGACGCACCACCUGCAACUGGCUCCUGAGGUCGCCCAGAUGAGCAGCAGUGCGAGAGACAAAGUAAGGAGUCGCUCGGAGCCUCCGGGGUCAAGACCACGGAGGAACUCUCACGCGUCCACGGCACUGAACGAGAAGCUGACGGCGGCGCUGCAGAAGGGUGAUCCCGCUGAGAUCCGCGAGCUCAUACUGGAAGGCCACGGCAGGCAUCUUCUGGGCCGCACCAGCUGGAACGAAGAGGUCCGCCACCUGCUCAAGAGCUUGCCCCAGUUCCUGCACCAAGUGAGUGCGACCCACGAGGCCAUCAGCAGUGGCGACCAGGCAAAACUCAAGGACCUGGCCGCCUCGGAUGCGCAGCUGCUGCGAGCUCGCAGCGAGCUGGGCUGCCACCCAAUACAUGCCGCCAUCGAGGCCCGAAACCUGGAGGCGGCGAGGCUCAUACUGGAUGCCUUCCCGGCCGCCAUAAACCUCAAGGCACCGCAUGGCCGGAACCCAUUGCAUUUAGCGGCACUUCGAAGGGAUCACGAAAUGUACAAGUUCCUCGUGGAUAGUGGAGCCGACCCAAAGGCAUUGGACCAGAAAGGGAAGACUGCGGAGUACUACCUAAAGAACAGCCGAAAACGGCGCUCAAGAUCCACGGCGUCGACGCACGACACGUCGCGAGAGCGCUCGUCCUCCGUGCGGGACACGAAGGCGGCCACCGUCGAAACAGCCGCGCGUAGCACCGAGCUCGAGACCAUAACGGUGCCCGCCGACAAAGGCGCGCUCGGAGCAGCCGGCGACGCUGCCGACGGCGUAAGCCACGGCGACGACAAAAGCGCCGAACGGGCCGGCGUCACGAACGAAGAGGCGACUGAGCCCGGCGGUAACGAAUCUGGCCAGAGUGGCUCGAGCGACGGAGUAGGUAAGGACUCUGCUACCCCAGCGUCGGCUUCCUCAGAGAGCGAUGCUGCCGCGGGCAAAGACGCGGUGGUCGAGGGUGCGAUGCUCGAAGCCGUUAUCGAUGGCCGAGCGCCGAACGCAGAGGCCACCGGCGCCCUCUCGAAGGACGGUCGUAGUGACCCGCAAGACUUGCCGGGAGAAGGCGCUGCUGAUGCAUCCUCCUCCUCCUCAUCCUCUUCUGAUUCCCCGCCCACUGUCGUCACUGCCUCCCCCGAUGAUGGUGAUGUUAGUAGAGUGAACAGUUCUGGUCUAAUCAGAGAAGGGCAGCGUACCUCUGGGGACGCUGAAACGGAAGUCGCCAAAAGAGGGACGGCUGGUGCGGGUGUCGAAGAGAUCGGUGGGGAGAAAUGUGGCGAGGAUGCAAAGAGUGUAGAAUCGAUGGAGCAGCGUGAAAUUGUCACAGUGAAUGAAGGUGUAACGCUUGCUUCGAAAAAUACGGUAAGCGAUACAAGUGCUAAUGGUCAAAGCCGUGCCGGUGAAGAGGCGACUGCUGACGUCACGCGUUCACAAGUUCAGAAUGGCGACGUUGCCGGUGACUUACCUGCAGAAGGAUACCAUCAGAAAAUGAGUCAGAGCGAGGUCGAUCAGAGCGCGGGCAGCAAAAGCGAAGCAGUAAUUGAGGAUGGAAGUAAAGAAUGUAACCAAGCCUAUACUAUCCUUACAAAUGGAAAUGAUGAUUUUAAACAAUUAAAGGAACCUGAACGUUUUAAUGAACUUCAAGGGUCACUAGAAAAUGACGCGACGCCUCACGCCAUGGAACAUGUGGAACCCCUUCAGGAUUCAAGAAGCGGAGGCGUUGCUGCUGAGCUGAACAGUGACGUAGACGUCAAACCGAGCAAGAACAACGGUGCCCGGAAAGCUGCUACUCCCGCUGACCAAUCGGACGGCUCUACAAACGGCAAGAAUCGUAGGGAAGGCUCGAACGUAGAAAACAUAAAAACAGAAUCUUCUACAACCGAGAGUGGUCUUGGAGGAAAGCGUGAAAGCUCUGCUGGCGUCAGUAAACCUCAAGCCGAUGUUAUAAAUCAAGGCAGUUAUACGCAAAGCGAAAGCGACAAGAGCCAAGCUAGUGGAGUCAUGCACGAUCAGCAGGCCAGCAGCUCAAAUGACAAAGAAAAUGAUCCUGUUUCCGAACAGCUGAAGCCUGAGAGGGCCUUGGUUCUCACUGGCCCGGGUAUUUUGAAAAAUGUGCUAAAAAACGAUCACAAUGCUAACUCUUCAGAUAAUACUUGUGUCGAUAAAGAUAAUUCAAAGGCCCAGGCGGAUACAAAAGAGGAUCAGCGCAUUGACCGAACAACUGGUACUGAACUUUUAACCAAGUCAAAUGAUAUAACGCUUGACCUUGACAAAAGCGACGACCACGUCAUCGUUCAUGGCAAAACUCAGGAUGAGAUGUCCAAGGCCCUCGCUUCUAGCGAAGCUAUGACAGGAGGUAUCGAGAACGCAGCCCUAGAAGUCGAUGGCUCUAAUUCUAAGGACCAAAAGGCCAGUAGUGAGAGUCAAGAUAGAAAACCUUUAGAAACUGUGAAGAAAGUUGAUCGAGGAGGGAAUGAGGAUGCCAACAAGCCACCAUCCAGCAAGGUCGGCAAGGAAUCAAAGCUUUUACCGGAUCACAAGCCAGCUGUUAAGCCAGUAGGUGCAAAAGAAAUAAAGAAGAAUGGAACACAGAACCCUCGAAGAAGCAGCAGUAUGGCGUCCAUGAAAGAGCACUUGGCUAAGACCUCGUCUCGACAUUCUUUGAAUAUGGAUGAAAAGAAUGUGUCAAAUGUAUCGAAGGGAACCAAACAGGGUUCAUUUGGCACGAGGACAACGAACAGUAGCAUGAAUAAAGCUUCAAGAAGUAACUCCGCAGCCAGACUUGUCACGGGCAAAUCGGGCACAGAACAGAGAAAAGGAGAUCAAGAUGGCACAAAACCGGAAGCAAACGGUUCCAUUGAUAAUCCUACCAUACUGACGAGCAGUAAUCAUGACCGUCAAGACGAUCCAGAUGCUCUACACAAGCUGACCGAGAAAGAGCCUGGCCGAGAAGAUGAACACGAAGGGAAGGAAGAGCAGGAAAGUGAAAUAACAAUCCGAACAGAGCAAGGAAUUAGAGAUCGCAGUGCUUCACAGUCGCAAAAAAGUAUGAGUGUCGCCGCUUUCGAGGCAACCAAGAAAGAAGUGUUGCAAGCUCAAGACUCAGUAGGCAGACAAGUUGCCAAUGAAGACACUAUAGCUACUCGCGUUCCUGAAGCGGUGGAAGAAAAUCUCUCAAGCGUCACACAAAAUGAAGCAAUGAAACAGCACGCAAAUGACAUUCAAAGCGUGGCCCAAAAGGCAGGCGCCUCUGAGCAGGACAAAAGCGUAACAAACGAACAAGAAGCGAGCUUUGGUGCAAAAGAAGACCGAAUAGAUGCGCAAGAACAAUCCAAUGAACAAGAAGUAGUGUCGAACAGUUCAGUUUCAUCUGUUGCAGCUAAGCUUUCCAAAGCAGUGGCUCCAAAAGACCAGGUUGGUGUCGACAGUGACAACGCACUCAAGAAAGAGCUGAAGUCAAAGCCACAGGUGUCGACCAACUCGCACGAGAAGCCGGAACCGAGAGAACCACGCCAGAGAAGCGCGGAAAAGCGCCUGAACAAUAAGGGGAGUAAAGUGUCAAGUAACACGUCGGCGCAACUGGAUCGAUUGAAUGAGCUCAUCGACGUUUGGAUCAAGGAAGGUGAUUUGCUGCGCCUCGAACACGUGGUCAUCGCGGGCCAGGGGGAGCGGCUACUUAACAAGACGUCCGGCGAUAAGCAAGUCCAAGAGUUCCUCGGACUCGUUCCCGCCUACAUGGAUCGCAUCCGGACGGUGCACGAGGCGGUGGUGAGCGGCAACAUGGCGCAGGUUCGUCAGGUGCUGACUCGCAAACGCUUCGCGCUCAGCCGCGACCGCCUCGGCGCCAGCCCCCUACACCUGGCCGUCCUGCACGGACACACGGACGUGCUCAACUACAUCGUCGAGCGCUUUCCCGAGACGCUAGACGGGCCGGACAACGAAGGGCGAACACCACUUCAUUAUGCAGCCGUCGUGCUCGAGGCCCAAAAUUACUUCGACAUUCUCAAAAAGGCUGGCGCUGACGAGACCAUCAAGGACAAGAUGGGGCACACGCCGGAAUACUACCUGAAGAAUCCGAAGGAGCUGAGCAUUAGGGACCUGCUCGCCAACUACCAGACGCCAACGGACGAUGACAAGUCGGCCAAGGCGGACGUGUGGCAGAGGCCGUCCACGCCCGCCGCAGCCGCGGAUGCGCCCGAAGCGUCAGCUGCCGUUCCGGAAGUUCCUUCGGCUCCAGUAGCUCCGGCCGUUAACGGAGGAGCGGCACAGCCGACCGUUCCUCCCGACGGAAAACCGCAACAGCAAGAGGCCGCUCCCGAGGUUUCAACAUCAGAGGCGUCGAAAACGACAAGCUCAGUACCUCCGGUGGAAGCCGCGCCGAACGCUGCGCCGGCGGCGCCGCCAGCGCCAGAACAAGUAGCUGCCCCACCGAUGCCAAUCGAGAAAGGUGUGCGACAGCCUGUCGACGAACCCUUACAAACGGCGGUCCAACUUCCACUGGGCGAACAUGCCGCGAGUAGAGCGACGGCUGCAACAGGCCAGCCAGUGUCAACAGCGCUGCCAGCCGGAAAGAAUGGGCAGAAUGGCGGCACCGACAUGGUGCAGUUGGCACAAUCCUUGUUGCUGACGGGAAGAACGCCGGAGGAGGCGCAGUACCUGAGUUCCAGCGUCGGCGACGCGCUCGUUGGGGCACUCGUGGCCGUCGCCAAGCAGAGGCCUCCAGACCCCGUGGCCUUCGUCGCCUCUUGGCUAAAGCAGAAUCAAAAGGUCCAGGACCAGCCAACCACCAGAGCUCCGAACACCACUAUACCAGCGGUGAACUCGAAAAACCGAGACAACGAGGUAGCGUCCAGAGCAAACACUAUUUCGUCUUCAGCGACAAGCGACGACAGCCUGAGGAGAGCGGGCUUCACAAACCCAUUCUCAGAGGAGGCUGCCAUCGAGGAGACGGAGCACUACAUGGACGACUACACCCGGCUAAAGGACGAAGACGGGCAGACGGUGCUGCACUUCGCCGCCUCGCACGCGCACAGCGAGGGUUGCUUCUACGCGCUCGUGCGCCAGGGUCAAGCGCUACUCGCCGAGAGGGACUGCCGUUACCGGACAGCGAGGGACGUGGCGCGCGAGGCCCAGCAGAGGGACAACGUGCUCGCGCUCGACGCGUUCGUCCUCGACGCCUUCCUGGAGCGCCGAGCGGGGCUGCUGCGCGCGCUGGCGCAUCGAGGAUACGAGCCACUGCUGCAUGCCGCCGACCGCCACGGGCGACACCUGACGGCCGUGCUGGCGCAGUUCCAGAUGACCGAUAUGCAGGCGCUCGUGCACGACAUGGACGCAUUCUUCAAAACCCGCGAGGAGCUCCACGCGUUUGUACGCAACGGAUACCUGGAGGGUGUGCAACAACUGGUGAGGCGUGACGUCAGCUUGGUGACUGCCAAGGGCACCAGAGGACGCUGCGCACUGCACGUUGCCGUACUCGUUGAGAACCCUGAUGUGGUGCGACACCUGGUCAAAGCAUGUCCAGACGCACUUCACGUCGCCGACAACAUGGGGAGGACGCCGCUGCACUACGCCAUGGCGAUGCCCCACGUGACCACCCUUGGCCAGAUCCUGGUGCAGGGAGGGGCCUCGCGCACUGCCAGAGACGUCAAAAUGCGGACGCCCAGCUACUUCUUCAUAUACAAGCAAGAAAUACUGAAGCUCAAAGAAGAGGAAACUCCCGACUAG
Messenger RNA from Dermacentor silvarum, 7777 nucleotides. RefSeq lists its product as uncharacterized. Bases 92 to 7777 code for a protein of 2561 amino acids. Gene Ontology annotation, molecular function: protein binding. The record is from RefSeq and is a predicted model, not a curated record. NCBI's taxonomy places the organism in Eukaryota, Metazoa, Arthropoda, Arachnida, Ixodida, Ixodidae. The transcript has 30 exons.